AUGCUCCAGCUAAGAUACAAACUUCCUGAACAAUGUGAAACUCUCCUCCGCCAUGAGACCGACCAGUCCUCUCUGAACGAUCAGUAUUUGCGCUUUCUGUCGGAGGUGCAGAAAACCGUGCUUGAUUUUUCCAAGCGUUACCGGAAACUAGUCUCCAACUUCAAUCCCAAAAGCAAGAGCAGCGAUGAAUUAACCUAUAAUGCGUGUCUUCUGGAGUCGCUCAAACCCCUGCAGGAUACUGGCGCCGCAUUUGAGCAGUACGCCAAUGAUCUUCUCAAGUCGGUCAUAGAGCCCAUGAAAAAGGCCAUAGAAAAGGAUAAGAAGCAGAUAGACAAAGUAAGCGCUGACUAUGCCAAACUGCUAAGCAAACGGGAACAUGAACGCCGAAAACUUGAUGACACCUGGAAGGCGCAUGUACUCGCCUUGAAGGAGAAGCAGAAGUACCAGCAGCUUAACACACAGGCUCAGCAAGAUAUGACCCUAUCGCGUGAAGAAUUGAAAAAGUCCGAAUCGGCCUAUAACGGCAAAGUCAAGGCCUUCAAGGACAGUCAACAGACAUAUGCUGCUGAUAUGACCAAAUACAACUCUUUCCAACGCCACUUCUAUGCUCAUCAUAUCUACAACGUGAUUUCCGAGCUGGAGUCCCUGGAUUCCCAGCGCGCCGCAGGCAACAAAACCCUCCUACGCACCUGUGCCAACCUGGGUCAGUCUAUGGCCAAGCAGGUGGAAGAGGCGAACUCGUCUUUCGCGGCGUGUGUUGAAAAAAUUGAUCCUGACAAGGUGAGCUCGUUUGCCGCCUACUCGGCAUACUUUUAUUCCGCAGUAACCGUAGCCUCAGUUCACCUGAUGCUUGGGGUAUUAAGCAACAUCAUGAGCUCUUCAGUUGCCAAGGCUCCUGCUUUGCUAUUUUUUUUUAAACCAAUUCUUACCUUUCUCGCAUCGGGAGUUGUCGUUAAAUGUGCAUUUUCACUGUUAUGCCAAGCCCGCGCCUACUCUCACCCACUCUUACGUAUUCUAGUGUUCUGCUCCACUACCCUAUUAAGCUGCAAGUUGUAG
This is a messenger RNA of Dibothriocephalus latus, 1056 nucleotides long. The record is from the annotation of a GenBank genome assembly. NCBI's taxonomy places the organism in Eukaryota, Metazoa, Platyhelminthes, Cestoda, Diphyllobothriidea, Diphyllobothriidae.